AUGAUGCGUGUGGUGGUCACCCCUCGUGGUCUAGUUAACAAAAACUCUAAGGCUAAGGUGACCACAGGAGUUGAGGUAACACCAGCAGUGGCUAGGAUCAACGGCCGACCGGUCCUUCAACCUACAUGUAAUCGUGUUCCUACGCUCGAAAGGCGUAAUUCUCUGAAGAAAACAGAACCAAAGUCUCUUCCUCCACCACCACCACCACUACCUCCACCAACUUUUGCUAGUAAAACCAACAAGGCCUCACCUCCUUUAUCCCCUAAGUCGAAGUCUCCAAGAUUACCAGCUAUUAAGAGAGGAAGUGAUGCCAAUAGCUUGAAUUCAAGUUCUGAGAAGGUCGUGAUCCCAAGAAGCACUACAAAGAAACCAACUUUAGAGAGAAAGAAGUCAAAAAGUUUCAAGGAAAGCAGUGUUGGGGGUGGAGUGCUUUCUUCUUCUACUGAGGCAUCAGUGACUUAUUCGUCUUCGUUGAUUGUUGAGGCACCAGGAAGCAUUGCCGCGGUCAGGAGAGAACAAAUGGCACUCCAACAUGCACAAAGAAAGAUGAGAAUUGCUCAUUAUGGAAGAUCAAAGUCUGCCAGGUUUGAAGAUACAGUUGUUCCUGUUGAUUCUUCAAUCAGUGUGACAACAAAGCCUGAUGAAGAAGAAAAGAGAUGCAGUUUUAUCACAGCAAAUUCAGAUCCUAUCUAUGUUGCUUACCAUGAUGAAGAAUGGGGAGUUCCGGUCCACGAUGACAAGAUGUUAUUUGAAUUGUUAGUUCUAAGUGGCGCCCAGGUUGGUUCAGAUUGGACUUCAAUCUUGAAGAAACGUCAAGAUUUCAGAGAUGCGUUUUCAGGAUUUGAUGCAGAAAUUGUGACCAGCAUUACUGAAAAACAAAUGAUGUCAAUCAGUGCAGAAUAUGGGAUUGAGAUUAGCCGAGUUCGAGGUGUUGUGGACAACUCUAACAGAAUGCUUGAGAUCAAAAAGGAGUUCGGAUCAUUUGAUAGAUAUGUAUGGACAUUUGUCAAUAACAAGGCUAUCUCCACCCAAUACAAAUUUGGGCACAAGAUUCCAGUGAAGACAUCAAAAUCAGAAACUAUAAGCAAAGAUAUGGUUAGGAGGGGGUUUAGGUUUGUUGGUCCGACGAUGGUUCAUUCGUUCAUGCAAGCAGCAGGGUUAACCAACGACCACUUGAUCACCUGCCAUAGGCACCUUCCAUGCACCUUAAUGGCAGCCCGCAGGCCUACCGAGGCACAAACUGAUCAAUAG
Messenger RNA from Dovyalis caffra, 1251 nucleotides. The record is from the annotation of a GenBank genome assembly. Lineage: Eukaryota; Viridiplantae; Streptophyta; Magnoliopsida; Malpighiales; Salicaceae.